Messenger RNA from Neurospora hispaniola, 387 nucleotides. RefSeq lists its product as uncharacterized. NCBI's taxonomy places the organism in Eukaryota, Fungi, Ascomycota, Sordariomycetes, Sordariales, Sordariaceae. Bases 1 to 387 code for a protein of 128 amino acids. The record is from RefSeq and is a predicted model, not a curated record. The transcript has 2 exons.
AUGACCAAGACCAACGCGAGGUCAGGGAGGAAGCAGAGUCCAGAUUCCCCGAGCUCUACCGAGAAACGCCUGAACGAUUCCUUACGCACCGGUGCCCAUUCCAGCUCGUGGCGUUCGUCAGGCCAGUCCUCGACCACUCCCAACAAAGACCAGCCUGCAACCGCCGACGACGCCGUCUCAAGCGCAAAAAAGCAGAAGGUUCGCAAGUUGACGCACCUUGGGGUCGGCAGCGAUUAUGAUUGCCACCUCAUUGCGCCUACGCCUGUCAUGGAGGUCCUCUGGGAUGGCAAGCUCAAGGAGAAGAUCACUAAGGACGUUUCUAACGAGCACGCGAGUCACAAGCUGUCCAGGUUUCAGCAACGCUUCCAAGCUUCUGACCAUGAAUGA